Messenger RNA from Paramecium tetraurelia, 342 nucleotides. RefSeq lists its product as uncharacterized. NCBI's taxonomy places the organism in Eukaryota, Ciliophora, Oligohymenophorea, Peniculida, Parameciidae. The record is from RefSeq and is a predicted model, not a curated record. The transcript has a single exon.
AUGAUAUUUGAAUAUACAUUAUCUUUAAAUGAUAAAAUAAGAAGAGCUGUGACUUAAUAACAUCUAACAAAUUAAUUACAAAAAAUUAAAUUGAGAAAGCCAAAAUAGGAAAGUCCUUUUACGAUGCAAUCACAAUUUCGGAGAUUAGAAAAUAAAAAAUGGACAGAAAUUUUUCAAGAGAAUCAAAAGAUUCAUCAAAACUUAACAAAUGUCAAAUCUGUAUUAAAUAUAACUAGUGACCUAUCUGACUUUCAAAAAAUAGCAAAAUUAAAUACUUAAAAUAAAACAAAUAAUAUAUUACCAAAAUUACAACCUAGAUGUAAUUCAUUGCAGAGAGUAUGA